Drosophila suzukii is the source of this 828-nucleotide messenger RNA. NCBI's taxonomy places the organism in Eukaryota, Metazoa, Arthropoda, Insecta, Diptera, Drosophilidae. The record is from RefSeq and is a predicted model, not a curated record.
AUGACCAUAUCAAUGAGUCUCGAAAUAAGCACCUCGCAAGAGUUUCUUAAUGAACAUCGAAACGAGGAGCCUCGCAAAGAGCCUUGCAAUGUCCAUCGCUAUCAGCCUUGCAAUGAGCCUCGCAAUAAGUACCUCGCAAGGACCCUCGCAAAGAGCCUCGCAAUGACCUCGCACUAUAAUGACCACAAAUCUGAAUUGGAGGGCCAUGGCAUGAUGUUGAAUCCUGCAGGGAGGUCUUCACGCUGGCGUUACGAUUCGUCGGCGCCAACAAAUUACGAUGAUAAUUCUUUAUAUUGCGGUGGCUUAUGGAAACAAACCGAAAAUGGUGGAAACUGUGGACUCUGUGGAGAUGAUUGGAGUCUGGAUCAGCCACGCCCCAAUGAGCUAGGCGGAAAAUAUGGCAGUGGAGUGAUCGUGAAGAGCUAUGCCGGCGUUACCGAGGCAGAAAUUAGUGUUAAGAUUACAACAAAUCAUCUGGGAUAUUUCCGGUUCCACAUCUGCAACAUAGAUGAAAACGGCAGCGAGUCGGAAAAUUGUUUCAACCAGUAUCCCUUGAAUUUUAUCGAUGGAAACCAGAAAUACAGCAUCAACACAACCACCGGCGAUAUCCCAGUAACCGUAAAACUUCCCACUGAUCUCAACUGCAUUCACUGCGUUUUGCGAUGGACCUAUACGGCUGGGAAUAAUUGGGGCGUUUGUGAGGAUGGAACCGGGGCCUUGGGAUGUGGUGACCAGGAAACCUUUAAAAGCUGCGCCGAUAUCGGUGUACUGUCCUCGGCGAGAAGUAUCAUUCAGGAGGUGCCAGUGGAAGUGGCGGAAACAGUAUAA